AACAUAGGAAACUUUUUACUAUUCUACCAAGGGACUACACAAAUGCAUACAAGAACAAACUUACCACAUUUCAAAUUUCCAAAAUAACCUUUAUUCUAAACUUACAUUUUAAAUUUUAAGUUUAGUAUAAAAAAGUUAAGUGCACCUAAGUUCUUUUUUUUUUUUCCAAAGUAUUUCAUCCUUGACAUGUCUCAGCAAACCGUAGUGACACUCAUCUCCUUUAGUAAUCUUAAAAGAUAGAAUGUGUACCAAAGUACGUCACAUCACUUUAGUACAUACAUCUAUUUUACAAAAUGUUGUAAAGAGAAUCCCUGAACUAUAAAUGUCCAUAAUCCUUCAACAAAGAAUGUCCCGUUUGCUGGCUGUGGUUGGCAUAGCAUCUACUAGUCAGUUGUGAGUUUACAGUACUUCAUAAUGCUGGAAUGAAGCCACUUAAGCUGCUUUACAAUCGGAGCAGAGAUGGAAAAAAAAAGAAGAAAACUUCCGUUUGAGUUACAGCUGUUAAAGUUUUGAUAGCUGUGGCCUUUUUGUUUAAAAAACAAACAAAAAAUAAAAAACAGGUUAAGCUGCCUGAAGUGACAGCAGGAGUUGGUUUUUUUUUAAAAACUUGUCAUGUCGGAAAAAGGAAACAGAUUUCCAGAAAGUUGGUUUGGGAUUUAGUUAAUAUUUAUAUCACUAAACAGCCAACGUUUUGACUUUUGUUUCUGUUAGCCACAGCUAUUAAAAUUUUAUGCUGCGUGUCGGAUACCCAGUGACACUCAUUCACACCACAAUGAUAAAUGCUUACAAAUAUUAGGUUGUGGUAUCCAUACAGACAACAUGUCUAGCUUCAAAUACUUUAUUUAGUUUUUGAUUGACUCCAAAGAUGCAUGAAAGCAUUUAUUUAUUUUUUAAAAAUGACUUAAAUAAACAUGCUGACAGUCAUGUAGCCUCGUUGCAAGAUCUUUGCAUACACUUUGAGGCUUUUGUAACAACAUGGCACAUCUUUACAUUAAGUUUUUAAAUGGAAUAAAAAUGGACUCAAAACUGUUGAAAAAUGUCACAGCUUCUUUUUUCCUUUUCAUUUAAAAAGUCAUGAAAACAGAAUGUAAAAAGAGAUUAGGCCCUUUUUCUGCAACUCUUCAGUUUUGCUUAGCAGUGCAUGUCAGAUAAAAGGUACAUUAGCAAAAGGUGCAAAGUAUGCAGCAACUCAAAGAUGCAGGUGACUCACACAUAGUGACAGAAAUAAAUCCACAAUAGAUUGCAGUCAUGGGAAACUGAAGGCUUGAGGAGCCGACAGUGUCACAACUUCUUGUUCAAGGAUAUGUUUGCUUUUUCAACCGGUGACGAUUAAAAUUUGACGUCACAACUUAUUCUAAAUGCAUUGCCGGCUAGAUCUUUGGCACAACCAGCUCAUUGGUUAUACUGUCGAAUGUUUUCAUUAGCCUAACUACUCGUGUAAAUCAGUCAAAAUAUUGAACCAAGAAAACUGAAGUAUUAAAUGCAUUUUUGUGAAAUGGUUACAAUCUUCUAAGAAGAAUGAUUUUUUUUCACACAACUUUAAAGAUGUGUAAACAAAAGAAUCCUAAAAAAAAAAGCGUAGCUCUGUAGAUCUGAAUAAUAAAUGCGCAAUGAUAAACUCUGGGUAUCCGACUGUGGAAUAGAAACAAGAUACAUAAAAAGCUAAAAAUGUUACACCAACCACCCCUUUCUGUUCAUCUUACUAUUUGGAUUUACUUUAAAUUUCUUUCCUUUAAGUUUACUGAAGUUAAUUUGCUUUGAUACAGGGUUAUCCCCAGUGCUCUUUGGCACUCGACUAUGUUCAUCUACAAGUUGCCCAACAAGGAUGCCUGCAAGACAUUGUCUAAGUUGGUGCAGCAAGCCAUGAACUCCCAGGAUUUUCCUGCCCAAGAUGCCCCACUCACUGUCAAUGAGCAGCCAUUUAAAUCCUGCACUUUGAAAUUCCCUGCCAGGGACAACCAGGUUAUUGUCAUGUCUGGUCAGGAGACAAUUCGUGUACUAGAAGUCGAGGUUGACGCAUCUCUGCCGUCUUCGGUACCCGAUGGGAAGAAUGAGGGCAAAACUGCUGAGGAGGAAAUGGCUCAGUGUGCAGAGAAAGCUGAAGCUGCCAGCAUCCAGAACAGCCUCACAGCGCCCCACAGCACUGGGGAAACAGUGGUCAGUGAGCAGCAGGGGGCGUCUGGUGAUGCGUCGGCUGCUGCUGUCCAAACAGUGAAUCCUGCAGCUCAGCUCAGCGUUUCCAUAGCUCAACCCCAGGCCACCAUGCCCAUUACAGUACAAGGUUGUCCACAGGUUCUGACCCAGGAAAGCCUGGCCACUUUGAUGACUGGUAUGAUGGCUCAGACGGGUUCACUGGGUCAACCUCUGCUUAUCCCCCUCAACAUGGCCGGUUCCAUCGCCGGCCAGGGCGGCUUAGCGGUUUUCACUCUGCCAACCACCAACGUAGCCACUCUCCCUGGCCUUGCAGCCACAAACCCAGCUGGGAAUCUGCUCAAGCUGCCCUUUGCUGGCCUACAGGCUGCAACAGUUCUGAACUCAGUCCAGCCCCAGCUGCAGGCGAAUACACAGGCAAUGUUCCAGCCUCAAGCAGCGCCUGUACAGCCGGUGCAGACGUCUGUGCAGCAGGUGCCUCCUCAGCAAACUCAAGUCACCAAUGCACAGGUCACUAAUGCCCAGGCGACGGCUGCCCAGGUGACCUCUGUGGCCAACACCAUCUCCCAGCCCAACAUUUCCGUGGCAGCGCUUCAGACAGCAGGACUGUCCAUCAACCCGGCCAUUAUAAGUGCUGCUUCUUUGGGUGCACAGCCUCAUUUCCUCAGUUCUCUCACCUCAACUCCCAUCAUCAACAGCGCCAUGCCCAGUAUGGCUGGCAUCACCAGCCAGAUCAUCACAAACGCCCAGGGUCAGGUGAUAGGAACCCUCCCUCUGCUGUUGAACCCAGGGUCUCUGGCUGGAGGGACUGCAGCUCCCUCUCUGCCCCUACAGGGUCUGCAGGUCCAGACCAUCGCCCCACAGCUGCUCCUCAACACCCACGGCCAAAUUAUUGCAACUUUGGGAAACGGACAUGCUGCCGUUGCAACUUCUGCUGCAGUUCUGCCCAAAACUACAGCUCCUCCUACAGUUAAUAAGCCAAACGCUCAGCCGUCUGCACUGAAGACCCCGACCGCGCUCACCUCAGCAGCGCCCAUCGCCUGUGGAGACAUGGCCAAAGUGGGGCAGCUUGUCAGCAAGCCUCAGCAGGCAGCCAGCAGCGAGGAAGGGAUUAAUUUGGAGGAAAUCCGAGAGUUUGCCAAGAACUUCAAGAUCCGUCGGCUGUAUGGUUCAGACACAAGUACAGUCACUGCAUUAUUUUUUACAGUCUUUUCCCUUCCUUUCCGCCUCAGGUUUGAAAAGCUUGACAUCACCCCCAAGAGCGCACAGAAGCUAAAACCGGUUUUAGAGAAGUGGCUGGCUGAGGCCGAGCACUGGAACCAGAAAGGCCAGCAGAACCUAAUGGAGUUCGUUGGCGGCGAACCGUCCAAAAAGCGCAAACGGCGCACCAGUUUCACGCCGCAGGCGAUCGAGGUCCUUAACUCCUACUUUGAGAAGAACGCUCUGCCCACAGGCCAAGAGAUUACAGAGAUCGCAAGAGAACUGAAUUAUGACAGAGAGGUGGUCCGGGUCUGGUUCUGCAACAGACGACAGACACUGAAGAACACGAGCAAGAUCAACGUCUUCCAGGUUUAGGAACAACCUCAUUCUCAUCCUCUUUUGGGUGGGUAGAAAGUUUAGUUUGUUUUUGUUUUGUUUUUCUAAAUAAAAAUCAAGAAAAUUGUAAAGUUGUGUAAGAAAAACGAGUUAAAGCUGUGUUCUCAGGUUGUGUAUGUGAACACAGUUUGGUGCAUAUUCAGUUACACUGCAUGGUCCUUUUGUUUUACAGUUUUACACUGCAAAAACACAAAACCUCACCAAGUAAUUUUAGUCUAGUUUCUGAUGCAAAUAUACCAGUGCAUUUAAUAGGAAAAAACUAACUUACAAAUAACUUGCAGCUAGAAAUAUGAGGUUUUACUUGUUACAUUGGCAGAUUAUUUCACUUAUAUCACAAUGUUUUUUCAUGUUAUGCCUGAAAUAAUCUAAUAGAACAAAGGAAAGGAGUUAUUGACUUAAAAUUAGCUAAUAUUUCUUGCAGAAAUCUUAUAGAAACUUGCACUUGAAACUGGACCAAAAAUACUUUUGUGUCAUGAUUUUGUGUUUUUGCAGAGUGACAUGCCAUAUUUAAGAAAUUUGAUCUACCUUUUUUAAUAAGUGGUUUUAUAAGCUAACCCUUCUCAUAUAUUUUAAGUGUUUGUACGGUAUCGGUUUUGCUCUUUUGUAUGUUAUUCUGUUGUUGGCAUAUUUGAAAAAUAUGCAGAAUAAUAGGACAGUUUUAGCUGGUCAUUUACCUGGAGGUUCGUCAGACUCUGAAAAGGCAAUAACCUUAUUUUCAGUUUUAAGUGUUUACAGAACAGCAGUUACUUUAGUUCUGCCCAGCGCUUUGGGACAAUCACCUCUUUGAUAGAUAAUCAGAAACAUGAGAUUGUUAUUUCUCAUUUGGUCAAACCGCGUGAACUUUGUCACAAUCUCAGCUUUGAUCACAUCGAACGCUGCAGACACACCAGGUUUGCUGUAAUCUAAAAGUUUGGGUGUCUCUGUUUCAUGUGUCAUGGCUGAAUGUGUGACUUUGGCGACUCUGACGCAUGAAUACACCAAUCUGUCUGUUGGACUUUAUUUUUAAAUGCUUGUUUUGUUCAGAGGGUAUUUUGCCUCAUUACCUAAUAUCUUUAAGUAGAAAAUUACAGUUAGGUAUAUAUUUAUUGGCACCUCUGGUAAAGAUGCAUGAAAAAGCCCUAAAAUAAAUUAAUCUUUCAAUGCAGUAGGUUAAAUUUACACUGGAAAUGUAUUCAGAGGAGAAAAACAACCCACAAAUAUUAGUUCCUCUGAUGUAAUAACUCAGUUUAUAUGCAGAGGUCACCAGAUUUCUGAUUAAAUUCAUCUUUUAUUUUACACAGUUCCUUUGAAAAAGCUUUUAUCCAUAUUUAUUCUUUGGCUCACUUCAAGUAUUUGUGGCAAAAGGUUAAUUCUGUGCAUCUUUUUACCAAAACAUUUUUUAUGUUUGUAAGGAUAAAUGAAGCUCUUCUCUGCUAGAUUUCUCAUACAAAUGGUUGCCAUGGAAACUUGGUGACUUGUAUUUGUAGGUCUUUAAAUGUGAGCGUCAGAGUUUUAUUUUAGUAAAGUAAAUUUGGAUUCUUAUCCAGCCUAAAAUAAAUUCCUCCUUGUGUUAUUCUUUAUUCAUAACAGAAGUCAUUGAUUACUAGAUAAUAGAAAUAAAUUAAUUAAUAAUAAUAAUAAAAAAUGCUCUAAUUAUGUUUAUUCCAAUUGUUAGUUUGAUUUUUGAAUGUACUCAAAUUAAAAGUUAUAUCUACAAUGGGUUUAUUUUAAAACUAUUUGCUACCAGGAGUGCCAACAAACUAAUCCUGACUGGCCUGUAUGGAGCCUAAUAUAAUUUAAUGUAGAUGUUACUGUCAUGUUUUUUGAUGUUCCUCGUAAAAUUUGAAAUCAAACUCCUUAAACUAAUAAUAAUAAAAAACAUUAUCAGCUUAGCUGCGUGGAGAAAUGCGGAUUGUUUGGUUAGAAUAUUCAGUUUGAACAAAUUUAUGGACGUUUCACAUGGGAACUUAUUUUGGCAUUUCUUUUUAUCCUUGCCGUUAUUUAAGGAUUUGUUUGCACUUUAGUGAAAGCAGGGAAAGUAAUUGAGCCGCUUGCAAUCACGAUUUCAGUCUAGUACCAGAUUUAUGUGUUUUUUAAAAAAUAAAAGAGGUUUUUGUUUACUGCUAUCGAUUAGUAAGAAGCUUUUGCAAAAUGUAGCAGUAGCCUACUGGCAAAAUGGCUAAACUUUUAUUUACUAUAUAUGCAGAUGAAAAAAUGUAAAUUACAACAAAAUUUUUACUAAUAUGCAUAAAUACAAAAUGUUUGAGUUUGUGAAAUCAUAUCUUGAUUUUAUGCUCUAUCUGAUGGUUGCCUUAUGGAGAACUUUGGGCUUUUAAUGCAGUAUACCUAAACAUAAAAACAUGAGUCUUGCUUUAAAAUGUCUACCUUUCUGCUCAGCAAUUUUAAAUAAAUAUAUAAUUAUGUUUAUUGUAUUAAGUUGUGUAAUAAAGAAAAGUAAAAGCAUUAUUUGAGAAUAAAUAUAAGGUACUACUCAUUUCACUUAGCAAGCUGUUGAAGUUUCAGAUUUCCACAAAAUAAACAUUUGAUGAUUUUUGUCUUUUUUUGUCAAAAGAAUAAACCAUCUUUAACAAAUACUUGAA
This is a messenger RNA of Gambusia affinis (western mosquitofish), 6326 nucleotides long. RefSeq names its product POU class 6 homeobox 1 (gene pou6f1). The record is from RefSeq and is a predicted model, not a curated record. Gene Ontology annotation, biological process: regulation of transcription by RNA polymerase II. Gene Ontology annotation, molecular function: DNA-binding transcription factor activity, RNA polymerase II-specific; RNA polymerase II cis-regulatory region sequence-specific DNA binding. Lineage: Eukaryota; Metazoa; Chordata; Actinopteri; Cyprinodontiformes; Poeciliidae.